GGAUAUAGUUUUUAAAAUCUGCGCAUGCGGUCAGGUACUUGGUAACCGAUUGUCUGAGAAGCUGGAAAUAUUUUGCAGAUAGAUUAUUUAAGUAAGUAAGAAAAUGGCUGAACAAGAAGAACAAAAGAAGGAACCAGAAUCAAAGAGAGUUCACACAUACCCGUUAAUACGACACUCUGAUAUGAAUGAUGAAAUGAAAACAGAGGCUAUGGAGUUGUGUGUAACAGCAUGUGAAAAAUUUUCCUCUAACAAUGAGAAUGCAGCACGAAUGAUAAAGGAAACAAUGGAUAAAAAGUUUGGUGCCUCUUGGCAUGCAGUUGUAGGAGAGGGAUACGGAUUUGAAAUCACACAUGAAGUAAAAAACUUGUUAUACAUGUUUUUUGGAGGAAAUAUGGCCAUUAUUGUUUGGAAGUGUUCUUGAGAAGCAGAUGCCUUACUGUAUAUAGUCAUUUUCAUUUUGCCUUUCCAAAUAACUGAAUGAGUUACAUUCCUUCCAACAUUACCAAAAUGUACAGUGACGUAGUACAUCGUCUGUGAUACACAAAUUUAUCUGACAUUUACAGAGACAAUGCUGCACAUUCAGCUACCUUAAUGCCUUCUUUAAUUUUAUUAUUUUUAUCCAAUUUUGUUGCCUUGAAACUAAUUAUUUUCUACAUUGGACACUUUCACAAUUUUAAAUAUUUUGUAUAUUGUUAUAGUGGAGAAUAAUCUCUGUGAACAAUUGGUAGAUAUUAAGUCUCCUUCGUAAAUGCCUUUAUUAUUCUUUAAUUCUAUGGGAGAUAUAAAUAACAAAUGCAAGUCUGCUUGUCCAAAGAAUGUAUAAAUCUACAUGUAACUUGUCUGUAUAAAAUAAAUAUAUAUGUAUUGAAAAUAAAACAAAUUGCCUUGAAA
Messenger RNA from Ostrea edulis (European flat oyster), 891 nucleotides. RefSeq names its product dynein axonemal light chain 4-like. Gene Ontology annotation, molecular function: dynein light intermediate chain binding; dynein intermediate chain binding. Gene Ontology annotation, biological process: microtubule-based process. The record is from RefSeq and is a predicted model, not a curated record. The transcript has 3 exons. The coding region runs from base 104 to 421 and encodes 105 amino acids. Gene Ontology annotation, cellular component: dynein complex. NCBI's taxonomy places the organism in Eukaryota, Metazoa, Mollusca, Bivalvia, Ostreida, Ostreidae.